AUAAGAAAUUAUAUUUCUCCAACUCUCCGACAUAUAAAAAUGUACAUUUACGGAAAAUGGUGAUUUAGAAAAGGAGACACCCAGAAACCAUAUCACAGAGUACUUAGACAAUUGAAAAAAAGAAAAAAAAAAAAUUCUCCUUUUGUGCAUAUGGAAAGCAACAAGACUAAUUUGCUACUCCCCGUGAAAUGUUUUCAGUUUUGUUUCUAUUUGUAAACAAUAGAAACGAGAGAAGUCGGUGGGUGUAACAAAAGCAUAAAUCUUCGAAAAAUAAUUAAAAACAUUCUUUAAAGUAUUUUGGCAUAUAAAUGGGAGACUUAUUUUCAGACCGUUGGAAACUUAUUCAAAGGCUUUCUUUGCUUGCUUAUGUGCAUAGAGGUGAUGACUCUAAGGAUCUUUAUAAAGCGAUAAUUGUUGCUAAGAUUUUAAAAGGUUUUUAUGAUGAUUGCAAUAGGCAGGACCAAGUAGAUGCAGCAAGAGAUGAAGCAAUUUUAGCUAUAGUUAAAUAUGUGAAAGACCAUCCAAGAGCUACAGAAAAAGAACUUCAACGCGAAGUGGAAAAACAGAUCGCUUUGUUUGUCGAAAAAAUAAAAUAGGCUGAUCUAUUAUGAUUUUGAUAUUCAGCACGUUUAUGUUGAUGUAUAUACUGAGUAAAGAACUUUUUUAAAUUCUAUUUAUUUGUAGAUAAGAAUGAAAAAAUAGUAUUCUUGUACUUAAUAUUUUAUAUUUUGAUGGAAAUUUGUCAUUUAUGUUCAGUUGUGAUUUUUAUUGGAAUAAAAG
Molecule: messenger RNA, 780 nt
Organism: Argiope bruennichi
Lineage: Eukaryota; Metazoa; Arthropoda; Arachnida; Araneae; Araneidae
Exons: 4
Coding region: 309-596 (95 amino acids)
Source: RefSeq, a predicted model, not a curated record